Molecule: messenger RNA, 2449 nt
Organism: Cyprinus carpio (common carp)
Lineage: Eukaryota; Metazoa; Chordata; Actinopteri; Cypriniformes; Cyprinidae
Gene: tmem161a
Product: transmembrane protein 161A-like
Exons: 12
Source: RefSeq, a predicted model, not a curated record
UUCGACCAAUAGAAUCUCAGCUCGUAGUGCACGUCAUCACAACACUCCUUCAGCUGUUCACUCACUCAAGUGUCCCCACGAGAGCUGCUGCAUGGGACAUAAACUCAUUCAUUAAAUUCACCAAACGAAGAUGGCUCUAAUGGGAGUUCAGUUGGUGGUGAGCUUGCUGGCGGUCAGCAUAAUGCAGAGAAUGGCCCCACAUCUCUCCUUUGCACGCUGGCUCUUAUGUAACGGCAGCCUUUUCAGGUUCAAACAUCCGUCUGAAGGCGAGUUGUGCGCCCUUGCAGGGAAACAGAUUCCUAAAACCAGCAGGCGAGACAGGAGACAAAAUGGACAUGGAGAAUCCAAGCCACUCACAGUCCCAAAAGACAUUGAUCUUCGCCUGGAGAGUGCUCCUGUCAAUGUCUUGGACGCGCUUGUUUUGCGGUUCUUUGUGGAGUACCAGUGGCUGAUUGACUUCGCCGUCUAUGCCACAGGGAUCUACCUCUUCACUGAAGGCUACUACAGUCUAGUGGAUGCCAGCAAGGAAGUCAAUAUUGCUUCCAUCUGGUGUGUGCUGACUGUUUUCUUCUGCUUGAGGACGCUGUAUCUUCUUAUGAGCCACUACUUUCGCUCUGAGGAGGGUGGCGAGCGCUCUGUGUGUCUGGCUUUUGGCUUCUUAUCUCUUCUUAUUGCGAUGCUGGUCCUUGUAGUGAGAGAAGACUACCUGGAGUUUGGCCUUGAGCCCGGAUUUACCAGUCUUUUUGACAAUUUCGAGGUCUUUGCCAAACAGCAAGGCUACGAGUGGUCCGUUCCCUUCACCAAACUAUCAGUCAAGUUGGGGCUGGCUGUCAUUUGUGCCUUUAUCGGAGCUCUCCUUGCAUUUCCUGGUCUGCGAUUGGCCCAAACUCACCUAGAUGCUGUUCAGAUGAACGCGGAUCGUCCAAUCAUUCAGAUCCUUUUGCACAUGAGUUUUCUGUCUCCACUGGUUAUUCUUGUAAUGUGGGUUAAACCCAUUGCUAGAGACUUCCUAGGGAACGCCCCCAUGGGAAAGACCUCAGUUACCUUACUGUCUAGUUCUGCUUUUAACUCGGUGCGUCUUUGGACGAUUGUGGUGCUGUGUGUUUUGCGGCUACUGCUCACCCGCUAUCACCUGCAGGCCUAUCUCAAUCUGGCACAGAAGUGGGUGGAGCAAAUGAAGAAAGAGGCGGGGCGUAUCGCUGCCAUUGACAUACAAGGAAGGUGAGGCUGAAAUGCGACACAAAGAGUGACACGAGUUUUCUGCUACUUGACUGUGGUCACCCUUCAGUAUCUUGUACCCAUUCUGCUUGUGCUUUUCUCAACUUUGGCACUCAAAUCUUUAGGUGACUUUUCAUGGGGCCUUGGAGCAGAGACUCCAGGUGUAACCCCUGCUCCCAUACUUCCCACCACCCCUCCACCCGCCCCCAGACUUGAAGACGACGAGGAUAUAGAAGACAUGGAGGAGGACAUCCAGGCCACCGUAGCCCACCUGACCGACCUGUUCGCUGCCUUACGUGGGGUCCUCACGCCCAUUUUCUUCAGGGGCAUCUUCGCCUUUCUCACGUGGUGGGUCGCGGCCUGUCAACUCAUUAGCAGCCUGUUCGGCAUCUACUUCCACCAGUAUCUGAUGCAUUACUGACCAGUGCCCUGAAAUAAAGCUCUUUCUGCUGAAUCCAGUUCUUCAACAAAACGCAACAUCAACACGAACAAUCAUUACACAUCUGACGCGCCAGCAAGAUGAAGGCUGGCUCUUCGGAACAAACACUCCUCUAAACCCGCUGUGUUUUGCCGGUACCUGGUGGAAACUUUUGUUUGGUACAAUCAAAGCGAAGAUGCUAGUUAACUGUAUGCAUAUAAGCUGUUUUGGUUUUCAUCAGAACAUCAAUAAGCUCAUCAAAACACCAUUUUUGGGUUUUUUUGUUUUUACCUCAGAAGUUUUCAGUCACGUCACAUGUGUCCCCAGUUGUGGUGAUCAUUUCAUUGAAAUGCAAUUGUAAGGGCCUGGUAACUCAGGGAUGUGGUCCGAAAUAGUGUUCCACCAGCACAAAAUCGUCAAGUGCAAAACCUGUUAAAACAGUUGGACUCGGAUGUUCAAAAAUGAAAUUUUAGUUCAUUUUGUACUUUUGCCUUGGAUGAAUUUUUUUAACGGAAUGUUAUGGUGUAUUUUAAAUACUGUGUUUGCUAUAUUGCUGAUGUCGGGCCUAAUCAAUUUUGCUCAUAUGUUUCAUGAAUAAUCAUAAUUUUUUUUUUUUUUUUGCCUGUUAUUGAACUACUGUUUUUAAUCAUAGGAUCAGAGGAAGUCAUCAAGGAUUCAUAUCAUUUAAGAUGGUAGGCUUAAGACAAGCUAAUAAUUUAACACUGAAACAAUUUAUUUAUUCAUUUUCUAAUGUCAACCAGCUUUCAUUUGAUUCAAAACAAUAAACUGAUCAUUUAAAAAAUGAAAAAAAAA